This is a messenger RNA of Diabrotica virgifera virgifera (western corn rootworm), 979 nucleotides long. RefSeq lists its product as uncharacterized. The transcript is spliced from 2 exons. The record is from RefSeq and is a predicted model, not a curated record. The coding region runs from base 29 to 964 and encodes 311 amino acids. Lineage: Eukaryota; Metazoa; Arthropoda; Insecta; Coleoptera; Chrysomelidae.
GUUACUAUUUUCCAAAUUAUGUCACGAGAUGUCAAGUACCCAAGUUAGAAAAAAUCGCAAAAAUAACCAAUUUUGCAAUAUUCUUCGAUUCCUUUUUUGCUGUACGUCUGUGCGAAGACCAGACCAUGUAAACUUCAAACAGCAUCCUCUGGAAGUAAAUAAUUCUUCUCAGGUCGAGCUAGAAAGGCGAAUAACGCACCAAUGCCAAAUCCACAAUGCUGUAUUUAGAUGUAGUGCCAUGUUGGAACUAAUAGAUCCAAAGGAAAUUAAAUCUGUAUAUUUUGAUCAUGAUAUGCAAACUACUAUUGACAAAUUAGACUCUUUGAUAAAAACUUUAAGCGAGGUUCUUGAGCUCUAUAAACAGGAAGCUGAUGUUUUUAAACAGAAAGCAGAUCAUAUCAGUAUUUCAGAGAAAAGCUCUUCGAAAGAAGCCGAAAUUGAAUAUCCUUCAGAUAAAGGUGAUUGCCAUAAAGUAUUAAAUAACUCUUCGAAAAAUUAUUUACCAAUUGUUAGUCGUAGAUCUACCUGUGGACCAAAAACACGUAGUAUUAACCCCACCACUAGAAUAAUAUACAGCAAGCAGGUGUGCAAAAAAGCAAAUAUUAAUAUCUCUAGCAUGCAAGUUGGUCACAUUCAACUCACAAGUCAUUUUGGCCUAUUUAGUAACAAAAUAUUGGACAACCUCACAAUAAUCAACACUGAUGUCGAGAACUUAAAGCGUUUAUUAAGCAGUUUGAAAGGGAUAUUGGUUUUUAAAGAAAAUGUUCUCAUUUCAUUUGGUUGCGGAGGGUUAAAAAACUGUUAUAUAACUAAUGAAUUAUCUUUCGGUAACCCAGAGACCUUCGCUGACGCAAAAGUUAGUGCCUCACAUUUUUGUAGAUUUCAUAAAUUAAGCCAAACGUAUAACGAAAAGCACAAAAAACCUCGAUCACUUAAAAUUUAUAAUAAAAGAUUUAAAAAAUGAAUGCGUCUUUUUAGA